Strongylocentrotus purpuratus (purple sea urchin) is the source of this 749-nucleotide messenger RNA. Its product is annotated as deleted in malignant brain tumors 1 protein. The transcript has 5 exons. Bases 6 to 749 code for a protein of 247 amino acids. NCBI's taxonomy places the organism in Eukaryota, Metazoa, Echinodermata, Echinoidea, Camarodonta, Strongylocentrotidae. Gene Ontology annotation, cellular component: membrane. The record is from RefSeq and is a predicted model, not a curated record.
UGAAGAUGACAGCGAUGGAGUUGAAACUGGUAUUAUGUUUUCUUCUUGGCUUCUUCUCCGUUUCAUCAGCGGAAAGUCAAUAUCAAGUGCAGUUUGUGGAAAAGGGACCGACCCACUAUCCAUAUGCCGGCCGUGUAGACGUGUUUAUCGAUGGAGAUUGGGGAGGCAUUUGUGCUGCUGACUGGGACAUGAACGAUGCUGAGGUGGUCUGCCGGGAGUUAGGCUUUGGCUACCCCUACGGUAUCACAGUCGUUGGUGGUCCACCUGCUGGAAACGGUACCGAGUGCUUGUCUAGGGUAAAGUGUUACGGCCAUGAAGAACACCUCUCAGAAUGCAAAGUUACCAAGAGAACGCGAACAAAUACUACAGUUGAAAGUGGCAUAGUCUGCUACCCUCCCGCAAGUACAUACGAACAAGAUGAUGAGUUUACUUCGUCAAUCGCAGGAUCGUCAGACGUUGACCCGGAUUACGACCCAUCAUCUUAUGUUGGUCCGGGAUUGCGGCUUAGAUACGGACCUGAUCAGUAUUCAGGCCUUGUAGAGGUCAAGCUGGCAGGUGGCAGUUGGAGUCGACUGUAUCUUUAUUAUUAUUGGGAUUUGUCUCCGUAUCAGUAUAUCUCGAACAUCUGUCGUCAGCUUGGAUUCGGGGAGCUCAACUUCUGGGAUAGUUUUGAAUAUGACAUCACGUACAGACACCUACCCCCUGGACAUCCACCCACUGAUAACAACCCCCAGUCAACUACCCCUUAG